Fusarium venenatum is the source of this 780-nucleotide messenger RNA. RefSeq lists its product as uncharacterized. The record is from RefSeq and is a predicted model, not a curated record. Lineage: Eukaryota; Fungi; Ascomycota; Sordariomycetes; Hypocreales; Nectriaceae.
AUGGGACCACGUUCUUUUUCACUCUCUCGACGGCAACGACCGGAUGAGACCCCUGAGCUGGUCGAACUGCCGCCUCAAAGGACUCGGACCAUAGUCCAAACUUCUUCCGCAGGAGCAAAAGCUCGCACCAAUUCGAAGGGAGAACCACUAUCGCGAAUGGACGAACUCUGCGAGUCCUCUAGACCUCUGAUAGAUAGGAUAGACAGGAAUGUGCGUCACCCCAGUGUUAAGUACUCGCAGCUUUACUUUGGUGGCAACCAUUGUGUCAUGUGCGGUAAACCAUACUGCCAUACAAGUCAAUCUGGUCAACUUUCAGCGUGGAUGGAGUCCGAAGCUCGAGCAUUCCUUCCUUGUGGCCACCACUUUGGGAUAUCAUGCCUAAAGAAGUUCUUGAGAACAGCCGCGGAUCACAAUUAUCGAUGCCCCAUGGGAAGCUGUCUACCUAUCCAACACAGGUGCCAGCACGUUGCCAUUCCAGAGUUGCAGGUACCUGCGCGAGUCCAUUUGGAUAUGGAGACUGGUCUUAACCACCUGCCGUUCGAUUGCGAAUUCUGCAACACUGCGAAAGCAACGAAAUCAGCAGAGACUGCGGACAAGCAUUUCGCUCGAAUGUGUGAUACGGAAAAGACCAAACUGAUUCGCAAAUACUAUGACCUGCGUUGGAGGAUGACGGGGCCGAAGAACCGGCUUGGAUACUACAUGUUUAAUCAAAAGCGGUUUGCCAAAAGCAAAUUCCACACCUUCAAAGACCUACUAGAUGUCGUCAUGCGAGGGGGUUGA